AUUAUUGUGGCUGUUGGUGCGGCCGACAAAAGCAAAAGAAAAAACCCAAAAAAACAUGGUCUUUCCUAGUCGGGGCUGCAUCACUUGUAGAAAACGGAGAAUUAAGUGUGAUUCUGUUCAUCCUACCUGUGGUAGAUGUAAUAAGGCAAGUCGGAGUUGCGUCUGGGACGAGAACGAAGAGGCUGGUUUGGUGUUCAAGAGUGAAAAUGCAUUCGCUCAGGGUAAACCUCGUCGCCCGUGGAAAGCGAAAGAACGGGAUGCAAAGGCAGGAGUAGAAACAUCAGCGUCUUCACCGGAUCUCUCGGUAUCUUCAACCCCAUCAUCUGUCCCCGAAGAGGAUGAAGCCUUUCGUUUCUGGCUCGAAAACUUCAUGUUUAGGGAUGAUGAAAUCCCUGAGUUCGUACGCGAGUACAGUCACUACAUCAUAACAUACCGAGAUAAAACUCAGCCUGGUUCGAGUCUGCACUUGGCCGUGUCGGCUCUUUCUCACGCUGCCUUCGGCCGAGCGAUGCAAGAUGAGAAAGCCAUUCAAGAUGCCGAAUCGUUGUUCUCCAGGAGCAUAGCGAAAAUGCAAACCGUGUUUCGUGAAUUGACUCGGGAUAAUAUCCAUGAGAUUCUGGUCACGGCCAUGUCGAUGGCCUUCUACGAGAAUAUCAUGUAUGGACACGAGAGGCAUCAUAGCCGAAAAAGGGAUUCGUCGUCAUCUUGGGAUCCCGACAUAACAGGAUCUCGGUUCUGGGAGAAUAUCUGUCAUCACGAAGGUGCUGCAGGUUUGCUGAAACUAAGGCAGGAACGCGGGUGGACGCCAGACCUUUCCCUCGAAAGAGCAGCGCGACGGCAGCUGGUCCGAACGUGUAUUCUCCGGGGUACACUUACAGCUCCAUGGCUUCAAGACGGGGCAGAGUUUGGUGAAAAAGGGCCAGUGCUGGAUAUCGACUCGAUCAUGGUCCGCGUAGCCAGCCUUCGCUCAAGAUCCCUGCACAUUUUCCUUCCAAAGGGUGAGAGAUUCUCAUCUCAGCUCAGCCCGAUCGAUAUCGCAUCCGAGGCUCGAGAUUUAGAUAUUGCCUUGGAAUCGUGGUCUCGUAAUGUUCCUGAGGACUGGAAGUUUUCCACACAUCAAGACCCUUUGAUCGAUGCCACGUUCGAUGGAUUGAUUCACACUUAUGCCAGUCAUGGUCAUGCGACCAUUUGGAACCGGUACCGUGCUGUUCAUAUAAUCAUCAACAGCGUUCGAAAACGGGCACUCUCGAUCGCUUCUCACUGUUCAUCUCAAUCCAUAUCGACAAAUAUGGAACAGGAAUUGUGCCUCGAGAAGAUAUCCUUACUAUCAACAGAUCUGUGUCGAUGCAUUCCCUUUUUCAUUGCCUCGCAACCCGUAACGGAAAACUCUCCGCCUAAGGAAUCAACUAGCGCCAACGACGCUGACAAUGCUACCAACGUUCGGUAUGAAAUCUUACCUAAACUUGCGACACUCUUAGCAUGGCCCUUGACGUUAGCUGUUAGCACAGAUGCAGUACCAGAGCCCCAAAAGCAAUGGCUGAAAGUAAAACUGAAAUCCAUUGCGAGAUCUUUAGGAGAUUCUAUCCUAGAGACUGUUGCUGAACAGAGCGAAUUCAAGUUCUAAAAACUUACACACACUACCUAUGGCUUGAAAUAAGUGUAC
Annulohypoxylon maeteangense is the source of this 1663-nucleotide messenger RNA. RefSeq lists its product as uncharacterized. Bases 56 to 1624 code for a protein of 522 amino acids. The record is from RefSeq and is a predicted model, not a curated record. Gene Ontology annotation, molecular function: zinc ion binding; DNA-binding transcription factor activity, RNA polymerase II-specific. Gene Ontology annotation, biological process: regulation of DNA-templated transcription. The transcript has 4 exons. NCBI's taxonomy places the organism in Eukaryota, Fungi, Ascomycota, Sordariomycetes, Xylariales, Hypoxylaceae.